This is a messenger RNA of Corythoichthys intestinalis (scribbled pipefish), 4582 nucleotides long. Its product is annotated as serine/threonine-protein kinase 24-like. The record is from RefSeq and is a predicted model, not a curated record. Gene Ontology annotation, molecular function: protein serine/threonine kinase activity; ATP binding. The transcript has 11 exons. The coding region runs from base 638 to 1930 and encodes 430 amino acids. NCBI's taxonomy places the organism in Eukaryota, Metazoa, Chordata, Actinopteri, Syngnathiformes, Syngnathidae. Gene Ontology annotation, cellular component: cytoplasm. Gene Ontology annotation, biological process: negative regulation of cell migration; protein phosphorylation.
CAGCUCAGACGUCAUAACUCUGGCAAGAUGGCCGGGAGUUGGGGGCUAAAGUAAGGCAGGAAAUCAAAACACGGGCUACUCGGAGCUUAUGAGGACGAGUGAAUGCGAAGAAUACCGUUGCUUUAAGACUCCGACCUUUCGAGUUUCACAAUAUGUGACAUGCCGGGGUCGUUGUUGUUUGAGGCCGCCACGAGCAGACGACGUUCGGUUGUCUGCUACCAUUGGCUAGCAAGGUAGCGAGCUAAUAAUGCUAGCUGUCCAGCAAUCUAGCUAGUUACCUGACAAAAUCCCAAGACACCCCUCAUUCUGAAGGUGACAGCGGGCGAAGUGCAGUGCAAAAUCUUUCAUUUGGAUCCUAACCAACAGUGGAAUUGCUGCCGUCUGUACAGUCGUUUGGGCGUCGAAAUCAAGGGAGAAGUCUACUGACUCGAGCUUACCAACUGUCUCACAGUUGGCUAAAGAUCAUAUUGCCUUGAUCGCACUAUUAUAAUGCGUUUGAUGUGGUUGAGUGGAGCUUCCGACACAUUUUGAACUCGGCAAUUGCUGGCGAUCCCGUGGGCUCAGCUGCCAACCUACAUUUACGUCACCUGACAAGUGCUGGACAUUAUUAAAGCCAAGGAGCUGACCCAGUCCCACCAUGGCCCACCCACCGGGGAACCUGCCCGGGAUGCAGAACGUCAGAGUGGAUCCAGAGGAGCUCUUCACAAAGCUGGAGCGAAUCGGAAAGGGUUCAUUUGGCGAGGUAUUUAAAGGCAUUGACAAUCGGACUCAGAAAGUGGUGGCCAUCAAGAUCAUUGACCUGGAAGAAGCUGAGGAUGAGAUCGAAGACAUUCAACAGGAGAUCACUGUGCUGAGCCAGUGCGACAGCCCGUUUGUCACCAAGUACUAUGGCUCUUACCUGAAGGAUGCCAAAUUAUGGAUCAUCAUGGAGUAUUUAGGAGGAGGCUCUGCUUUAGAUUUGAUGGAGCCAGGUUCUUUGGAUGAGACCCAAAUUGCAACUAUUCUGAGAGAGAUUCUCAAGGGACUGGAGUAUCUGCACUCUGAGAAGAAAAUCCACAGAGAUAUCAAAGCUGCCAACGUGUUACUUUCUGAGCAAGGUGAGGUGAAGCUUGCCGAUUUUGGUGUGGCCGGCCAGCUCACCGACACCCAGAUCAAGCGUAACACCUUUGUAGGCACGCCUUUCUGGAUGGCCCCAGAGGUCAUUAAGCAGUCUGCAUAUGACUCUAAGGCCGAUAUCUGGUCUCUGGGCAUCACCGCAAUUGAGCUGGCGAAAGGCGAGCCACCACACUCGGACCUCCAUCCCAUGAAGGUUUUAUUUUUAAUCCCAAAGAAUAACCCUCCGACUCUGGAGGGAAACUACAGCAAGCCACUCAAAGAGUUUGUUGAGGCUUGCCUCAAUAAGGAGCCCAGUUUUAGGCCGACUGCUAAGGAGCUGCUGAAACAUAAGCUAAUUGUACGCCAUGCUAAAAAGACGUCCUACUUGACUGAGUUAGUGGACAAGUAUAAACGGUGGAAGGCGGAGCAGUCGAGAACCGCUGAGUCUAGUUCUGAUGAGUCAGACUCGGAGCAGGAUGGACAAGCAUCAGGUGGAGAUGACUUUGGCAGUGACAAUUGGAUCUUUACCAUCCGUGAAAAGGACCCAAAGAAACUACAGAACGGCGAGGGGCAGUCAGGGGCCACUGAACAGACAAAAGACAUUCCCAAGAGGCCUUAUUCACUGAGCCUGACGACAGUCAUCUCUCCUGCAUUAGCCGAGCUAAAGGCCAGACAGGAGCACAUGGACCGGAACCCUGUGGUCCUAGACGACUUGAAGGAGGCCAUCUUGCGGGCUGAGGAGGCUUACCCUGGCAUUUCAGAUUCCCUGGUGGCUCACAUGAUCCACAGACUCCAGAGUUUCUCCACAAGCAGGUCAUCAUCUUCUAUCCCAUAGUGAGUGACUUUCUGCUCCCCACCCAUGGAACAAUCUUGCUCCCUUCUCUCUGCCAUAGACCUCAACCAGUAGCAGCUGAUCUCGAUCAACAUCUAUUCUGCCGAGACUUGUACUGACAUUGCUGCUAUGCAGAUUGUUUUUUUCUCGCCGAAGAGCUCCCAAAGCCCCUGGGGCAAGACUUCACCCCACUCCUCCCUUUUAACUCAAGCAAGCGGCAUAUCCCACGGGAACUUUUUGAAAAAGCAUGCUUGGUGUGAACAUCUCCUUUCCACCAAACAUGCCUACAAGUUAAAAACAGCAUUUUUUGUUUUUUUUAAAACCUCAGGUAAAGUGCUUUAAGUUGACUUUCAAAUGGCGGAGUCAAUUUGCAGCAGCUCAAUCACUGUAUACAAAAUGAUGCCCCCCACCCCCACACACACAUAUUUUGUAGACGCUUCUACUGAAAAGAAACAGAAAUGGCUGAAACUGUCAAAAGGAAUUACUUGCUUGUCCGGUCUUUAUCAUUUGAUUUUUCUUAGAUUUGCCAAUCUAAGUUAUGGAGCUUUCUGACAUAAUUGUGGCGCAAUAUAGAUAUAACGUACACACAAUGCUUUUUACUGCCCUCGACAUACUAAUAUGUGGCCACCAGGGUUGUUAAUCUUACUUUAAAAAGUGGUUACAAAUUACUUCUCCCAAAAAGUGAUUUAGUGCUUGGUUAGCUCAUUGUAAGAAUACUCCGCAAAGUAGGUGAUGUUAGUACAGUAAAAUUAUUACAUUAUACAUUCUGUAACAUCUUUCACAUCUAAGAUAUUUAUAUUAACUGAUUGAAGAAGAAAAACACUACAGUAUUUUAGAACAUUUGGUAUUUGGAUAAAAUACACUCACCGGCCACUUUAUUAGGUACCCCUGUCCAACUGCUCGUUAACACUUAAUUUCUAAUAAGCCAAUCACAUGGCGGCAACUCAGUGCAUUUAGGCAUGUAGACAUGGUUUAAGACCAUCUCCUGCAGUUCAAACCGAGCAUCAGUAUGGGGAAGAAAGGUUGAGUGACUUUGAAUGUGGCAUGGCAGGGUUUACAGAGAAUGGUCCGAAAAAGAAAAAAUAUCGUGACUCAAAUAACCACCCGUUACAACCAAGGUAGGCAGAAGAGCAUCUCUGAACGCACAGUACGUCGAACUUUGAGGCAGAUGGGCUACAGCAGCAGAAGACCACGCCGGGUGCCACUCCUUUCAGCUAAGAACAGGAGACUGAAGCUACAAUUUGCACAAGCUCAUCGAAAUUGGACAGUAGAUGAUUGGAAAAAAGUUGCCUGGUCUGAUGAGUCUCGAUUUCUGCUGAGACAUUUGGAUGGUAGGGUCAGAAUUUGGCGUCAACAACAUGAAAGCAUGGAUCCAUCCUGCCUUGUAUCAACGGUUCAGGCUGGUGUUGGUUGUGUAAUGGUGUGGGGAAUAUUUUCUUGGCACUCUUUGGGCCCCUUGGUACCAAUUGAGCAUCGUUGGAAUGCCACAGCCUACCUGACUAUUGUUGCUGACCAUGUCCAUCCUUUUAUGACCACAAUGUACUCAACUUCUGAUGGCUACUUUCAGCAGGAUAAUGCGCCAUGUCAUAAAGCUGGAAUCAUCUCAGACUGGUUUCUUGAACAUGACAAUGAGUUCACUGUACUCAAAUGGCCUCCACAGUCACCAGAUCUCAAUCCAAUAGAGCAUCUUUGGGAUGUGGUGGAACGGGAGAUUCGCAUCAUGGAUGUGCAGUCGACAAAUCUGCACCAACUGUGUGAUGCCAUCAUGUCAAUAUAGACCAAACUCUGAGGAAUGCUUCCAGCACCUUGUUGAAUCUAUGCCACGAAGAAUUGAGGCAGUUGUGAAGGCAAAAGGGGGUCCAACCCGUUACUAGCAUGGUGUACCUAAUAAAGUGGCCGGUGAGUAUAUAUUAGUCUAAGAAAACACAAAUGUAUACUGACCGUUAACCAGUGCUAACCUCUAUAACUGUAUGCCUACUGCACAAUAAACAGAACACUAUCCUUAAAUAUUCCGUAAAGUAACAAUAUUAAACAUAAAGUUUGAGAACGCUACCUUUGAAAUUCUGUGGCCCAUCGCCAUUAUCGCUGCCAUUGCCAGUGUGAAGCAGGGUAUGAUCCGCCGACUGAGCCAAUCAUCUCAUUUACAACGGCGUCACCACCCUCUCCCCGCUCCGCUCUCUCCCAGGCAGCUGUUUCAAAAUCAGACACCUUUCACAUCAUUCAACCAAAUUGUAGUAACGCGCCCCUUCACAUCCUCAGUGAAGGUAAAAAGCGUCACAAAGAUGGGAAAAUUACGGUAGAUAACAGAAAAAAAUAACGCCGUAAUGAAUACCACUAGUGGCCACCAAAUUGGUAAAUGUGCGCACAGAAUUGUUAUUUGAAGGUUUAUUACGAAGAAACAGUGUCCCGGUAACCAAAUGAUUGGGUCUGUGUACCCGUGUAUCCUUUGGCCAUUCGUUUUUCCUUCUCAUUUUGGAAAACAAACGGCACAAAACGAGCCCAAUUCCAUUUGUUUUUGUGUUAACAAAAAAUGAGAACUGAAUCGUCUGUUUUCCAAAUAAAAACUGCAAAUUUAAUGGCCAAAAGGUACACGGACCCUAUUGGCACUUUAACUUGAAAUGGCAAUCCAUCCAAAACAUCUUUUUCUUAAAUGUA